Molecule: messenger RNA, 2381 nt
Organism: Echinops telfairi (small Madagascar hedgehog)
Lineage: Eukaryota; Metazoa; Chordata; Mammalia; Afrosoricida; Tenrecidae
Gene: ZNF212
Product: zinc finger protein 212
Exons: 7
Coding region: 527-2071 (514 amino acids)
Biological process (GO): regulation of DNA-templated transcription
Source: RefSeq, a predicted model, not a curated record
AACUGUUCUUGGAUUGGGGAGAGAUUUAAGUGGGAGCAGACUUAUGGACUAGUUCUUAUCUGUGGGUAAGUGCCCUGUGGUGUGGCUGCAUGGUGGACUGCGAACCACAAGGUCACGUAGGAGUCGCCUGGAUGGCAGUGAGUUUGAUUUGUGAGUAUCUCCAGAUGGCACUGUUUACAACACUGUCACUUCUCCAGAGUCCGCACAAUGAAUGCAUUUAGUUUCAGCAGAAGGAUGAAGUGGAAUAAAAGGAGGUAUUUAAAAGUAAUACUUAUCAAAAAGGACCCAAAACACCACAACUAGGGAUUUGUAGCUUUGAGCACUGCUGACAUGUGUCAUUUGGUGCUUGGAAAUGACCUUGCCAGGCUAAUGCUAACUGUCUUCACAGCACAAGAGAAAGCGUCGCUCCAUACCUUUAAGCUCGUCUGAACUCCCCCCACCAGCGUCAGACAAAGGCUCCUUUCUGCAGACCACGGAGAUCUCGCUCUGGACCCUGGUGGCUGCCAUUCAGGCCGUGGAGAAGAAAAUGGAAUCCCAAGAUGCCCGCUUGCUGACCCUGGAGGGGCGCACGGGGACGGCCGAGAGGAAGCUGGCCGACUGCGAGAAGACGGCCGUGGAGCUCGGGAACCAGCUGGAGGGCAAGUGGGCCGUGCUGGGCACGCUGCAGCAGGAGUACGGGCUGCUGCAGCGGCGGCUGGAGAACAUGGAGAACCUGCUGCGUAACAGGAACUUCUGGAUCCUGCGGCUGCCCCCGGGCAGCAAGGGCGAGGUGCCCAAGGUGCCCGUGACCUUCGAUGACGUGGCCGUGUAUUUCUCUGAGCAGGAGUGGGGCAAGCUGGACGAGUGGCAGAAGGAGCUCUACAAGCACGUGUUGAGGGGCAACUACGAGACCCUGGUCUCCCUGGACUAUGCGCUCUCCAAGCCUGACAUCCUCAGCCGGAUAGAGAGGGGAGAGGAGCCCUGUGCUGAGGACCAGCAGGACUGGGAGAAGGAGAAGGCAGUGAUCUGUCCACGGACGCCAGGAGCAGGCCUCCUUCCUGGCCCCGCCAAUCCAGCCCAGGAAGAGAUGGGAGCAGCAGAGGCCUUGGAAGCUCGAGACGCACCACCUGGGCCUGGUAUCGGGUCCCCAGCCAACACCCGUGUCUUGUCCUCGAUCAAACACAAUGAAGAUUCUGGUGGGGAGUUGUCCACCUCCUCUCCCCAAGACAUGGGACCAGGUGGCGGCUGCUGGAUCAAGAUGGAAGCCCAGUCUGAGGAAGAACUGACCCAGGAGCAGCUCUCUGGAUUUGGGGCCCCGGGUCAGACUGAGUGUGAAGUUCCCCAAGAGCCUGGGGACAGAGCGACAGGCACCAGCCAGCUGCAAGGUGGCCAGCCUGUGCCCAGGGAGAGGCCCGAGGCCGCGGGGGAGUCGUGGCUUGUUCUCCGCAGCCGCCAGCAGGAACGGGCCUUCCCCUGCCCCGACUGUGGUCAGAGCUUCCGCCUGAACAUCGACCUGACUACCCACCGGCGGACCCACCGGCGAGCCCACCGGCAUCCCCCCGUGGAGGAGGCCCCUAGUGCAGCCCACUACAACCCGCCUGCCACUGGCGGGACCGCCCAGCCCGCGCUGGAGCCUGGUGAGGUGCUGGUGUCCGGCCCGGUCAUUGGCUGGCUGCCAGCCAGGCCCUCAGGCCGCAGGCCUGGAGCGAAGGUGUACCACUGCAGCCAAUGCAUGCGUGGCUUCCCGCAGCGCAGGAGCCUGCUGCUGCACCAGCGCCAGCACGCCGGCGGCCCCCGAAAGGGCAAACCCAAGCCCAGCUGCCUCUACUGUGGCAAGGCCUUCAGCUGGCCCUCCGAUGUCUUCCGCCAUGAGCGCAUCCACACGGGUGAGCAGCCCUUCCAGUGCCCUCAGUGUAGCAGCACCUUCCGGCGCCACUCCGAGCUGUCCGAGCACCAGCAGACGCACGAGGACCCGUGGGCAGGGAGGGCCCGCCCUUGGUCACCAGACGCCCGGGCCACCUCUUCUUUGCCAGACGGCCGGGCCGCCUCUGCAGAGAGAGCUCCGAGUGGGAGGGAGCUGCCGCCUCGGUGACAGCAACCCACCGCCCACCCCAGCCCCGCCUUGGGUGACAGCCCCCAAGGGAUGGCUGGCACGGCCGGAUGCCUGCAAGCCCUCCCUGUGCCUGCAGCUUGAGGCCCCGGCUGUGAAGGAGCCUCUUGGCCCCAUGGUGGCCCUGAGGCCAACGGGUUCCGCACUGGGGUCUGGGCCUUUGACCUUGUGCGGCCACCAGCCUGAGAAACUUCACAGUAGACAGUGGACAGACCGCGAGUGAUAAGACACAGAUUUUAUUUCUCCACUUUGUUGUUUGGUUUCUCUUGAAUAGAACAUUUCCUGUACUUUU